Molecule: messenger RNA, 405 nt
Organism: Ostertagia ostertagi
Lineage: Eukaryota; Metazoa; Nematoda; Chromadorea; Rhabditida; Trichostrongylidae
Source: the annotation of a GenBank genome assembly
AUGCUGGCUACUGCCCGGCAGGUUAUGGGCGAUUUGGGUGGAAAAUUCCCCGAUAGCUAUGAAGGCCUGCUUGGCCUUAAAGGUGUGGGACCCUAUACCGCUGCCGCAAUUGCCUCCUUUGCCUACGGACUGCCACAGGCGGUGGUGGAUGGAAAUGUAAACAGGGUACUGUCGCGUUACUUCGGCAUUGAUACCCCGUUUGAUACAACCGAAGGGAAAAAGAAGUUUCAGCAACUGGCUUCCGAGCUGCUGGAUACGACAGAUAGUGCCGCCUAUAACCAGGCGAUUAUGGACCUCGGUGCCACGGGCGUUGAUAUUGCCGCUACGGAAAAGAUCCUCAUCCACUUUAUCGCUGUGGCCAUAGGAGACAUAUGGCGACUGGGCACUAAUGGUGCUGCUGUCUGA